Messenger RNA from Chenopodium quinoa (quinoa), 965 nucleotides. Its product is annotated as non-specific lipid transfer protein GPI-anchored 2-like. The record is from RefSeq and is a predicted model, not a curated record. Bases 139 to 792 code for a protein of 217 amino acids. The transcript is spliced from 4 exons. NCBI's taxonomy places the organism in Eukaryota, Viridiplantae, Streptophyta, Magnoliopsida, Caryophyllales, Amaranthaceae.
UACUAAACCUUCUCAAAUCACCAACUUACAAAUUCAAUUAUAUUUCAUUACUACUUUAGAAAAAGCCCUCAUUAAUCAACAAUUUUACCCUUGUUACUAACACCAAGCACUAAAGUUUGCAAAAAAAUUAAACUCCUCAUGGAAAUGAUGAAGGGUGUCAUAGUAUUAGCAAUUUCUUUGAUGGUGCUAGAUUUAGGAGCUUAUGCACAAGUUCCUACUUCCCCUUGCACAUCCUCGAUGCUUUCGAGCUUUACUCCUUGCGUAAACUACCUUACCAACAGCAGUGGCACCGGAUCUUCACCAACAACCGAUUGUUGCAACUCAUUAAGGAAUCUUAUGAGCAAUGGCACUGACUGUAUUUGCCAAAUUGUGACCGGGGGUGUUCCUUUCCGUCUUCCUAUCAACCGGACCACGGCUAUUUCCCUCCCUAGGGCCUGCAAUCAACCUGGGGUUCCACUUCAGUGCAAAGCUUCUCCUGGUGCUCCAGUUCCUGCUCCAGGUCCGGUUGCCUUUGGCCCAUCUGCCUCCCCUGCAUCAUCCAUCUCUCCUAGUCCCGUCGGUACAGUUCCUACAUCUGAUACACCAGCACUAGCUCCAGUUUCAGACGCGAAUCCAACAUUGACUCCACCAUCUACAGUAGAAGGUGGUUCUCUGCCACCAACAUCAACAAGUACAGGAACGGGUUCUGGUUCUUCUCUCAACCCCUCGGAUUCAGCUGCAAUGCCUUCUCUGAGCAUUUCACCUGCUGUCUUGCUUUCGGCAGUUGCUGUCAUGAUGAUGAAGUACUUCUAGAUUAUUUUCUGAUUUAUCCACUGUUAUGUAAUAUAUGGAUGAGGAUUAUUCUUUUGAGAGUUGUGAUUAUUUGUUUCGGGUGUGUUUUCUUUUUCUUGUAUUGUAAGGUUGAUUGUUUAUCAGGAAAUAUUUAUGUACAUGUUUUUGUGAAAUAAAAUUUUAUUUUGUGUCCU